AGGGUUUAGGCAGAGAUCUUGUGGACUUACUAGCUUCGUACCGACCUCUCUCAAACUCUCGCCAUGGCUUCUGUUGAAGAACUCUGGGCAAAGCUCGAUGGGGCUGCUGACUGCAAAUCCCUUCUGAAAAACAAUCUUACUAAGGAACGCUAUGAAGCACUCAAGGAUAAAAAGACGAAAUUUGGAGGUACCCUCGCUGACUGCAUCCGAUCAGGCUGUAUGAACCUCGACAGCGGUGUCGGCAUCUACGCCUGCGACCCCGACGCCUACACCGUCUUCGCCGGCGUCCUCGAUGCUGUGAUUAAGGAAUAUCAUAAGGUUCCCGAGCUUAAGCACCCAGAGCCAGAAAUGGGUGACCUUGACAAGUUGAACUUCGGAGACCUUGACCCAUCUGGCGAAUACAUCGUUUCCACCCGCGUCCGUGUCGGCAGGAGCCAUGACAGCUACGGCUUCCCACCCGUCCUCACCAAGCAGGAGCGUCUGAAGAUGGAGGAGGACACCAAGGCCGCCUUCGAGAAGUUCUCUGGCGAGCUGGCCGGAAAGUACUUCCCUCUGGAGGGCAUGUCCAAGGAGGACCAGAAACAGAUGACCGAGGACCACUUUCUCUUCAAGGAUGACGACAGAUUCUUGAGAGACGCCGGCGGCUACAACGACUGGUGCUCCGGCAGGGGCAUCUUCUUCAACACCGCCAAGAACUUCCUUGUGUGGGUAAACGAGGAGGACCAUCUCCGUCUCAUCUCCAUGCAGAAGGGUGGCGACUUGGCCGCAGUCUACAGGCGACUCGUCGUGGCUAUCAACACCAUGACAGCCAGUGGUCUCUCAUUCGCAAAACGUGACGGUCUCGGCUACCUGACAUUCUGCCCCAGCAACUUGGGCACAGCUCUCCGUGCCUCCGUGCACAUGAAGAUCCCCAAUCUGGCCGCCUCGCCUGAGUUCAAGUCAUUCUGUGAUAACCUUAACAUCCAAGCUAGAGGUAUCCAUGGCGAGCACACCGAGAGUGUCGGUGGCGUGUACGAUCUGUCCAACAAACGUCGGCUGGGCCUUACCGAGUACCAGGCUGUGGAGGAGAUGCGCGUUGGCGUCGAGGCAUGUCUUGCCAAGGAAAAAGAACUUGCCGCCGCAAAGAAGUUGACCCAAACAGCGCUUUCCGCGUGUCGGCAACCUUGUGCACUGUAUAUAAGAGCCGGCGUCCGAAUGUAUUCAGAUUACAAGUCAAAAGUCGAGAUGAGCAAGGGAGCAUCUGGAAAUACCCCAGCCGGGAACGCUGACUUGCAGGAGUUAUGGACCCGACUUUCUGGAGCUUCUUCGGAUACAUGCAAGUCCCUUCUUAAAAAGAAUUUAACCCAAGCAAGGUUUGAUGCCCUCAAGGAUAAAAAGACGAAAUUUGGAGGGACUCUUGCAGAUUGUAUUCGAUCAGGAUGCAAGAACCUUGAAAGCGGUGUCGGCAUCUACGCCUGCGACCCCGAGGGCUACACCGUCUUUGCCGAUGUCCUCGAUGCAGUCAUCAAGGACUACCACAAGGUCGAGAAGCUUGACCACCCAGAGCCAGACAUGGGCGAGCUCGACAAACUCCAGUUUGCUGACCUUGACCCAUCCGGCGACUACAUCCUGUCCACCCGCGUCCGUGUCGGCAGGAGCCACGACAGCUACGGCUUCCCACCCGUCCUCAACAAGGAGCAACGUCUAAAGAUGGAAGAGGACACCAAGGCCGCCUUCGAGAAGUUCACUGGCGAGCUGGCUGGCAAGUACUACCCUCUGGACGGCAUGAAAGCGGAGGACCAGAAACAGCUGGUUGAAGACCAUUUCCUCUUCAAGGAUGAUGACAGAUUUUUGAGAGAUGCCAGUGGCUACGACGACUGGCCUUCUGGCAGAGGCAUCUUCCACAACAACGACAAGACCUUCCUUGUCUGGGUGAACGAGGAGGACCAUCUCCGUCUCAUCUCCAUGCAGAAGGGCGGCGACUUGGGAGCUGUCUACAGAAGGCUGGUGAAUGCCAUCAAGAUAAUGCAGGGGAGCGGUCUCUCAUUCGCCAAGAGGAAGGGUCUCGGCUACCUGACGUUCUGCCCCAGCAACUUGGGCACAGCUCUCCGUGCCUCGGUCCACAUGAAGAUCCCCAAACUGGCCGCACAGCCUGACUUCAAGGAAUUCUGCGAGAAACUCAACAUCCAGCCAAGAGGUAUCCACGGCGAACACACCGAGAGUGUCGGGGGCGUCUACGACCUCUCCAACAAGCGUCGUCUUGGUCUGACGGAGUUCCAGGCCGUCGAGGAGAUGAGGGCAGGAGUAGAGGCGUGCCUGAAGAAAGAGAAAGAACUUGAGGCAGCAGCUAAGAAGUAGAUCUACGCAACUCUGACAUUCCAACACGAUACCGAACUUGUACAUAUAUUGAGUGUGUGUGACGCUUGUAGCUUUAUCUCGAAAUAGUCUUCAGAAAGUCAAAGAUUCUGAAUAAUCGGAAACAUCUUCCCAAAUACGGAUACCAAUACCGGGCAUUUAUACAGCGUUACACAGGAUGUAGAAGAGCACAAUGCUUAGUUGACGUCAUCAUUGAUGGCCAUGCCCGUCAUCGUACAGUUGGAGAAGCGGCGUCAGUUUUUGUUAAUGGAUUAGAAUUGACCGCAGAUGAUUUCUCAGAGCUGUAAAACUUAAUACACAGACCGUCCUACCUGUAAAUGUCGGUACCUCUACCAAGUGCUAGUUUUGAUUUCUUGACCAACGGGCUGCGCCAAUCCUGUCACAUAAGCUUCCAUGGGACCAACAUCCUUCAGUGUUUCUUUUCCAUUCCAGCGUGAUAUCAAUGAGGAUUGUGUGCAAGUAUUUAAAUCAUUACAAAUAAAACAUUGUUAUGGAUGUC
Messenger RNA from Haliotis rufescens (red abalone), 2854 nucleotides. Its product is annotated as taurocyamine kinase-like. The record is from RefSeq and is a predicted model, not a curated record. Bases 64 to 2337 code for a protein of 757 amino acids. Gene Ontology annotation, molecular function: creatine kinase activity. The transcript has 12 exons. Gene Ontology annotation, biological process: phosphocreatine biosynthetic process. Lineage: Eukaryota; Metazoa; Mollusca; Gastropoda; Lepetellida; Haliotidae.